Physcomitrium patens is the source of this 1127-nucleotide messenger RNA. RefSeq names its product MOB kinase activator-like 1A. Lineage: Eukaryota; Viridiplantae; Streptophyta; Bryopsida; Funariales; Funariaceae. The record is from RefSeq and is a predicted model, not a curated record.
UUUUUGGGGGGGGGGGGGGGGGGAGACACGGCUGCGCUGAAAGCCAUGAGUCUUUUUGGGCUGGGCAGGAAUCAACGUACGUUCCGUCCAAAGAAAAGUACUCCGUCCGGGAGUAAGGGGGCUGCUCUGCGCAAGCACAUUGAUGCCACACUCGGUAGUGGAAACUUGCGAGAGGCUGUUCGCCUCCCUCCCGGUGAAGAUCUCUACGAGUGGUUGGCUGUCAACACUGUGGAUUUUUUCAACCAGGUGAAUUUACUCUAUGGAACCCUGACAGAGUUUUGCACUCCCGAGAACUGCCCUACUAUGUCUGCUGGACCCAAGUAUGAGUAUCGAUGGGCUGACGGGGUUACGAUAAAGAAACCUUUGGAAGUUUCGGCACCAAAGUAUGUGGAAUAUCUAAUGGACUGGAUAGAAGGACAGCUUGACGAUGAAGCCAUAUUUCCUCAAAAAAUAGGGGCUCCGUUUCCUUCGAACUUCAGGGACGUUGUGAAGACUAUUUUUAAGAGACUGUUUCGGGUUUAUGCUCAUAUAUACCACUCACACUUUCAGAAGAUUGUCAGUCUCAAAGAAGAGGCCCAUCUGAAUACCUGCUUCAAGCAUUUUAUCCUUUUCACCCAUGAGUUUUCGCUGAUCGACAAGAAGGAGCUUGCACCACUUCAGGAGCUGAUUGAAUCGAUUUUCGUACCCUAUUAACCAUGUUGCCCUUUCUCGUGUCAACUAUUCUUCUCCUAGUUGGGAAUGAUGAUUUUCUGCAGGAAAGUUCCGGAAAAUGCAUAGCCUGUGGUUGAACCAGUAGAAGGUGGUGUUGGCUCUGUGAACAGCUGUGUUGAGUCGGUACACGAAGAUAGUGUCCACCUACUAUGGCUUGGGCAAUUUUUAAUUGAAGUUAACUGGCAGAGAAAGAGACUAUAUUUGUGGUCUUCUUGACCGCUAGUUGGUUGUUAGGGACUGGCCUGAGGGAGCGGUGGCACAAUAAAGGUCUGCCAGCAGUCAAUGUAGAAAUUGAAUAUGCAUUUAUCCUCAACUACCUAGAUUGAAAUAUUUCUUUGUUCAGUUCAGGAGCCUCCUCCAGUACCUUUCAACUGAAUAUACACGUACUUCACUUGGAGACUCUUUCUCUCUCCUCA